AUGGUUUUCUACCCGCCGUCGUGGGUGCCGGCGAUGCCCACCGAGCCCCCUGACUCGAUCAGCAUCGCCGACUUCAUGAGCGACAACAGAUACGGCAGAUAUCCUAUUGAACAAUCGCGCAACCCCUUUACUUGUGGCCUAACGGGAAAGACAUAUUGUGCUGUCGAGGUGGUUGAGCGAGAAAAGGGCAUGGCACGAGCCAUCUUUAAACGACUCAAUCUGGACAGCACUCACUCUGAAUGGGAUACUGUGGUUGCCCUCUUCUCUUUAAACACGAUUGACUAUGUUGCCGUGACCCAUGCAGUGCAUCGGUUAAAUGGAAUCAUCACACCUGUGAAUCCAGCUGCCUCGGCACUGGAAGUAGAGCACCAGUUGCGGUCAUCCCGUGCGAUGGCCCUUUUCACAUGCGUGCCCCUGUUGAAGAUUGCCCUCCAGGCAGCAAAGGCAGUGGGAUUGCCAGAGGAGCGAGUGUUUGUCCUCCCGAUGGCCGGCAAUAAACAGUCCGCGCAAGUCACUAUAGAGGAUCUGGUGAAUGAGGGAAAGGACUUGCCAGAGCCAUCCCUCAAAAAAUGGUCCAAAGGCCAAGGUGCGAGACAAGUCGCGUUCCUGAGCUAUUCGAGCGGAACGUCGGGCCUCCCCAAAGCCGUAAUGAUUUCGCACUACAACGUCAUUGCGAAUAUCAUUCAACUCACCACCUACGAAAGCUUCUACCGAAGACAGCACGGCAUUGACUCGCAGGCCGUCCUCGGGUUACUACCAUUCAGCCACGCUUACGGUCUUGUCGUCAUGGCCCAUGUUGCUCCGUACCGUGGCGACGAGGUCGUCGUCCUGCCAAGGUACAAGCUAGAGACGCUGUUAGCAACAGUGGAGCGAUUCAGGAUCGAGCAGAUCAACAUCGCUCCUCCCAUCCUAGUUCAGAUGGUAUCCAGCCACGACAAGUGUAAGAAGUAUGACCUAGACAGCAUCCGAUUCAUCUACACCGGAGGAGCCCCACUCGCAAGCGAAACUAUGGAGGCACUCUCUUCCCAGUACCCGAAGUGGCAUAUUGGCCAGAUUUACGGGAUGACAGAGACUGCUGUAUGCGUCACAUCAACCAGUGAGUCGGACAUGGUUUCAGGAUCUACUGGCUCUCUUCUCCCGGGUAUCAAGGCAAAGAUCAUUGAUGUCCAGGGACGAGAGGUUGCGGGUUAUGACACGCCAGGUGAAUUGUUGGUUCAGGGGCCUGCAGUAGCUCUUGGAUACUACCACAACGAGGCAGAAACGGCGGACACGUUUAUCUGGGAUGAUCAAGGCCGAUGGAUUCGAACAGGAGAUGAGGCCGUCGUCCGCGAAUCCUCCAACGGGCACGCACAUUUCUUCAUUAUUGACCGAAUAAAGGAGCUUAUCAAAGUCAAGGGUAUGCAGGUCGCACCCGCGGAGCUCGAGGCACAUCUUCUGGCUCACCCCCUUGUCUUCGACUGUGCUAUAAUCCAAGUCCCUCAUUUGCAGUCGGGCGAGGUCCCCAAGGCCUUUGUCGUCAGAUCACGGGAGUCGGAGGGAAAGUCAGACCUGCAGACGGCGAAGGAGAUUUGUCAGCAUGUUGAACAGCACAAGGCGCGCUACAAGUGGUUGGUUGGGGGGGUCGAGUUUCUUGAAGCUAUUCCGAAGAGCCCAACCGGAAAGAUUCUUCGAAGAGUGUUGAGGGAAAGGGAAAAGCAAGCACGCAAGGCUCAAGAGGCAAAGUUGUAA
Molecule: messenger RNA, 1728 nt
Organism: Fusarium keratoplasticum
Lineage: Eukaryota; Fungi; Ascomycota; Sordariomycetes; Hypocreales; Nectriaceae
Exons: 6
Coding region: 1-1728 (575 amino acids)
Molecular function (GO): CoA-ligase activity
Source: RefSeq, a predicted model, not a curated record